This is a messenger RNA of Populus nigra (black poplar), 3068 nucleotides long. RefSeq names its product transport inhibitor response 1-like protein. NCBI's taxonomy places the organism in Eukaryota, Viridiplantae, Streptophyta, Magnoliopsida, Malpighiales, Salicaceae. The record is from RefSeq and is a predicted model, not a curated record. Gene Ontology annotation, biological process: SCF-dependent proteasomal ubiquitin-dependent protein catabolic process. The transcript is spliced from 3 exons. Gene Ontology annotation, cellular component: SCF ubiquitin ligase complex. Bases 388 to 2295 code for a protein of 635 amino acids.
AGAAGAAAACCCCCAAAUAAUGGAGGAGAAAUGUGGAGAGCCAUUGGAUAUUGCAGAUGAGAGAGAGAGAGAGAGAGAGUAAGAAGGCAGCAUGGAGAAUCCCAAUGCUACUCAGUCUAGUAGACACCACAGCCUACUACUCUUCACACCCUUCUUGUCACCAAUUAUACUCUAAAUAAUCAAAUUCCUUCACUUCCUUGCAUCCUCCCCACAAUCUCUCUUCACUAAUCUCUCUCUCUCUCUCUCUCUCUCUAUCUCUCUCGCUCUCUGCCCAUAACCCCAGACUCAACUUCUCUCGUGAUAAAAAAAAAUAACUCAAAACUUUCCCCAAUCGAAAACCUUAAGAAAGAAAGAAAAAUCAUACUGUUUUUUUCCUCUGAAAUUUAUAUGAUCACCAACAAAAAGCCUAGAUCAUCAGACACUGACUCUAAUUAUAUGAGAGACGAUCGAACUGACAUGUCAGAAGACGACGACCGAUCUCCGCCGUCGGAUUCAAUCGCCAACGAUUCUUGCCCAACACGGACCUGCACUCCUGGGUCCGGGUCGGGUUCGUCUUCCAUCCCCGAAUACUCAGCUCCAUACCCGGACCAAGUCCUCGAAAACGUCUUAGAAAACGUUCUCUGGUUCUUAACCUCACGUAAGGACCGAAACGCUGCGUCAUUGGUUUGUAGGUUAUGGUACCGGGUCGAGGCUAUGACCCGAUCCGAUUUGUUUAUCGGUAAUUGCUACGCGAUGUCUCCAGAACGCGCUACGUCGCGGUUUACCCGAAUCCGUUCGGUGACGCUAAAAGGAAAGCCAAGGUUUGCUGAUUUUAACCUGAUGCCGCCUAAUUGGGGAGCCCACUUCGCGCCUUGGGUCUCUGCUAUGGCAAAGGCUUACCCUUGGUUAGAGAAGAUUCAUUUGAAGAGGAUGUCAGUGACAGAUGAUGAUCUGGCUUUGCUUGCGGAGUCAUUUUCGGGGUUCAAAGAGCUCGUACUUGUUUGCUGUGAUGGGUUUGGUACUAGUGGACUGGCUGUUGUGGCUAGUAAGUGCAGGCAACUCAAAGUGCUUGAUCUGAUUGAAUCAGAAGUAUCGGAUGAUGAAGUGGAUUGGAUUUUGUGUUUUCCAGAUACCGAAACAUGUCUUGAAUCCCUGAUUUUAGAUUGUGUAGAAUCUCCCAUUGAUUUUGAUGCACUGGAGAGGCUGGUGACUAGGUCCCCAUCACUUAAGAAACUUAGGCUAAACAGGUUCGUUUCAAUUGGGCAACUAUACCGUUUAAUGGUUCGAGCACCGCAGCUCACGCAUCUUGGGACAGGCUCAUUUAGCCAAUCGGAGGAUGUGGCUCAAGGUGAACUGGAACUAGAUUAUGGCUCUGCGUUUGCUGCUUGCAAAUCAUUAGUUUGCCUAUCUGGAUUCAGGGAAAUCAUUCCAGAUUAUUUGCCUGCAAUAUACCCCGUCUGCGCCAAUCUCACUUCACUGAACUUUAGUUAUGCAAAUAUCAGCGCAGAACAGCUCAAACCAAUUAUAAGCAAUUGCCACAAGCUUCAGACUUUCUGGGUUCUUGAUUCAAUAUGCGAUGAAGGACUUCAGGCUGUGGCUACAACUUGCAAGGAACUACGUGAGCUUCGGGUUUUCCCUUUUGAAGCUAGGGAGGACAUCGAGGGCCCUGUUUCUGAAGUGGGCCUCCAAGCGAUUUCAGAGGGUUGCAGGAAGCUCCAAUCUAUUUUGUAUUUUUGCCCGCGGAUGACAAAUGCUGCUGUUAUAGCUAUGUCAAAGAACUGCCCAGACCUUGUGGCCUUCCGUCUCUGCAUAAUGGGACUCCACCAGCCUGAUCAUGUCACUGGAGAACCUAUGGAUGAAGGGUUUGGAGCCAUUGUCAUGAAUUGCAAGAAGCUCACUCGACUUGCAGUAUCUGGUUUAUUGACUGAUAGAGCUUUUGCUUACAUUGGAAAAUAUGGGAAGAUUGUAAGGACAUUAUCGGUUGCUUUUGCUGGUGAUAGUGACAUGGGGUUGAAGUAUGUGCUUGAGGGCUGUCCCAAAUUACAGAAGCUUGAGAUUAGAGACAGUCCAUUCGGGGAUGCAGCUCUACUUUCUGGUCUGCACCACUAUUACAAUAUGAGAUUCCUUUGGAUGUCCGCUUGCAAGUUGUCCCAUCAGGGAUGCCAACAGAUUGCUCAAGCAUUGCCUCACCUGGUGGUGGAAGUGAUUAAGCAUGAAGAUAAUGUGGACAUGGAUGAGUAUGUUGAUACAUUGUACAUGUAUCGGUCUCUUGCAGGGAGAAGACAUGAUGUGCCACGAUUUGUUUCCAUCUUGUAAGGCAUUUGUACUAGAAGAAGUUGCAUCAGCUGUUCUGAUGGUGGCUGUGGGCAUUUUUUUGCCCGAAAUUAGAUUUGACGGGUACCUUUUUCAUAGCCCGUAAGAAAGUCAUGGUGAUCCUUGCUAGAGAAAGUUGAGUGAAACUUCAGUCCUUGGGCGGUGUUGUUGCAAAUGGCAUUCAAGCCAGAAGCCUGAUAUUUUCAAGAGGACAGACAUAUCUGGGGGGGGGGGGGUAUAUCUGCUGCAAGGUACUGGACCACCAUUGGAUCUUGUUGUAUCGGUAUGCUUCUAAAUUUUAUUUCUUUUUUGCUUUUCAUAUUCAUUUGAUCAUAAAUGAGAAGGCUCCCAGAGGAUAGGGAUGGGUGUUGAGGUGCAUGGAAAGAAUCGUCGUUUUAUCCUCUUUGUAUGAAGAAAUCAAGAUGGGUUGGAGAUUUGGAAAAAUUAAGGAUCUUUUCUUCCGCUGAGUGCCACCAGUGAAGGAGAAUCAGAAAAGGCAAAACCAAUGAGCAAGCAAUCGCAGUUGAAAGAAGUUAGUAUCUUAAUUUGAUUCAAAUGGUAGCUUAGUCGUAAGGUGUAGAUGGUGAAAACUAAAUGCCCAGACUUGAUUCGUCUCUCUCUCUCUCUCUCUCUCUGUCUCUCUCUCAACGUUUGUUUUUUUCAGAUGUGUUGUUGUAGCACAUGACUGUUGAAUUUAUUAUUUUUAUUGUUAGCCAAUGUGAGAUGGGUAAUAAAUGCCAAAUAUGCAGCAUGUGCAUGGACCAUACACAUCUUUA